AUGGCGGAUCCUGUUGAUCCUGAUUAUUCUGAUUUAAUAGCAAGACAUUACAAUUACACCGGCAAAUACCGCAAAGUAGAGCCUGAUGCUAGAAUAAAGGCAGACUCUGUGGUGUUCAUCAUCGUCUGCUGUUUCAUCGUCAUGGAGAACGUCUUGGUUCUGCUCACCAUAUGGCGGACCAAGAAGUUCCACAAGCCCAUGUAUUAUUUCAUUGGGAACCUGGCCCUGUCCGACCUGCUGGCCGGCCUGGUGUACACGGCCAACAUCCUGUUGUCGGGGGCCAACACCUACAAGCUGAGCCCCACCCAGUGGUUCUUCAGGGAGGGCAGCAUGUUCGUGGCCCUGGCCGCCUCGGUCUUCAGCCUCCUUGCAAUCGCCAUCGAGCGCCACCUCACCAUGCUUCAGAUGAAGCUGCACAACCAGGGCAAGGCGCACCGCGUGUUCCUGCUGAUCAGCGCCGUGUGGAUGGUGGCGGCCCUGCUGGGAGGCCUCCCGGUCAUGGGCUGGAACUGCAUCAGCAGCAUGGAGACCUGCUCCACCGUGCUACCGCUCUACCACAAGACCUACAUCCUGUUCUGCACCAGCGUGUUCUCCAUCAUCCUGCUGGCCAUCGUGGUUCUGUACGCACGCAUCUACGCCCUGGUCCGAACCCGCAGCCGCAAGCUGGUGUUCCGCAAGGCGCCCAACGGCCGGGGCAGCAGCGGGGCCAACAGCAAGAGCUCGGAGAAGUCCAUGGCCCUGCUGAAGACAGUGAUCAUCGUGCUGAGCUGCUUCAUCGCCUGCUGGGCGCCGCUCUUCGUGCUGCUGCUGCUGGACGUGGCCUGCCACACUAAGGGCUGCCUCAUCCUGUACCAGGCCGAGUGGUUCCUGGCCCUGGCGGUCCUCAACUCUGCCAUGAACCCCCUUAUCUACACUCUGACCAGCAAGGAGAUGCGCAGAGCCUUCCUGAGCACCCUGCUGUGCUCCACCUCCUGCCUCCGGCCCACGGGCAAGGUGGCUCGGCCAAUCAUGGGAGCUGAAUUCAGCCGGAGCAAGUCGGAUAACUCUUCGCACCCCAAUAAGGACGACAUUGAGGGGCCCCUGAGGGACACGGCCGUGUCCACAGGCACCGACACCACCUCCUAGAACAGGACAGAACCGUGGCUACAUGCUACUGCAGGGGACCAGAGAGGCCGG
Molecule: messenger RNA, 1176 nt
Organism: Gadus chalcogrammus (walleye pollock)
Lineage: Eukaryota; Metazoa; Chordata; Actinopteri; Gadiformes; Gadidae
Gene: s1pr1
Product: sphingosine-1-phosphate receptor 1
Exons: 2
Coding region: 1-1125 (374 amino acids)
Biological process (GO): angiogenesis; sphingosine-1-phosphate receptor signaling pathway
Cellular component (GO): membrane
Molecular function (GO): sphingosine-1-phosphate receptor activity
Source: RefSeq, a predicted model, not a curated record